Molecule: messenger RNA, 4048 nt
Organism: Orcinus orca (killer whale)
Lineage: Eukaryota; Metazoa; Chordata; Mammalia; Artiodactyla; Delphinidae
Gene: ACOT13
Product: acyl-CoA thioesterase 13
Exons: 3
Coding region: 189-611 (140 amino acids)
Molecular function (GO): fatty acyl-CoA hydrolase activity
Source: RefSeq, a predicted model, not a curated record
CAGUGCGCGAGCCGCGGUCGCACCGUGGCCGCCGGUGCUCGCGAGUGCGGACUUGGAGCGCGUCGCGGGCCCAGAAGGUUGCAAACCCUUCGCCCUUUCUGUCCUUGUUCUUUUGCGAAUUUCGGGGCUUCCCUGCUCUUCCAAGAAUCAUUCUUGAGUGGGGCCUGGGAGCCGGCGAACGGUCCACGAUGAGCUGUAAGGCAAAGAGUCUGCUGGAGGCGAUAAAGUUCUCAGGAAAGGCUCUCGGUUUUGACAGAAGUUUGGAAAAGGUGACUCUUGUUUCUGCUGUCCCUGGGAAAGUGAUUUGUGAAGUGAAAGUAGAAGAGCAGCAUACCAAUAAAAUGGGCACCCUCCAUGGUGGCAUGACAGCCACUUUAGUGGAUGUCGUAUCAACAUAUGCUCUGAUGUGCACAGAAAGGGGAGCACCCGGAGUCAGUGUCGACAUGAACAUAACGUACAUGUCACCUGCUAAAAUGGGAGAAGAUAUAGUGAUUACAGCACAUGUUCUGAAGCAAGGAAAAACACUUGCAUUUGUUUCUGUGGAUCUGAUGAACAAGGCCACGGGAAAAUUAAUAGCACAAGGCAGACACACAAAACACCUGGGAAACUGAGAACAGCAGGGUGACCUAAAGAAACUCAACAAUGAAUGUCCAGAGUAAAUCUGACUUGAACAAUUUUCAAAAUAAAUUAGCACAACCAGAAGUGGCUAAGAAAUAUUUUCUUUGGGGAAAAUGCCAUCGAGAUCAAGUGGAAUAUAGGAUAGAGUUGUCUAUAUUCUAAGCCUCUUUAGUUUUAGUUUAUAAUCAUACAUGAUACUUGGAUGAAAACAUUCGUAGCUCAAAAGUGUUUUGAAAACAGGUAAAGCAAAGCUAGCAGGACCAUUUUGAGAUAAGAUUACCUUAAAACUAAAAUUCAAGAUAAAGGAGAAAUACAAAUUAACAAUUAAUCCUUAACAAAUUGUAGGUCCUUCUCAGCUCUAAAAUGUUACAUUUUUUAACCCACUUUCAAGAUUAUGGAACUUCAAAAUAGAUGAACCAUAGGCCACAUUGGAAAAUAAAGUAGACUGAGUAGUCCUCAACAAAGUUUAAGGCUAAGCACAUUAGUGAUAAAUAGUCCAGUGGGUGCACUGCUUUUCUGAGAAUUUAUUACAGGAGUGGCAUAUUUUAUAGUGGUGGGGGCAGCUCCUUUUCUCGUACCUAGGAUAAAACCAUGCAGAUCUUGAAUCUCCCAAUCUGCAGUACUGGAAAGACCAAGUUCACAAAUUGUUUAGUCCAUUUCUCGAAGUUUUCCUGACUAUGGCAUUCAUAAUAGUUGGUUUCUGCCAUCAGGGGGUCUUAGUUAACAUUUCAUGACUGAAGAUCAUAAAGUUCCAAAGCAACUUUGGAAACUGGAAACACAGUCAACAGUUAAAGGUUUAUUGUCCUUUGGUUGUAUUAGAAUACAUGCUGAUCUCUCUGCUGAAAGGACAGAAGCAGACUUGAUAGUAGCAGUGAGCACACAAGAAACCCAGAUCUAGUAUUUCCCACUAAAAGUAACUUGGGCUCCUUGGAGAAAUACCUGAUUUCAGAGCUGGGGGCUGAGAUAGGGAAAUUACAAGAUGAACAUAUCAUGUGCUUUGAAAGUAAGGAAGUGCUCAAGAAAAUGAUGAGAGGCAUGAAAAUUAUACAGCAUUGAAAAGGGAGUCCAAACUGUUUAGGUAAUAAUAUUGAAUAAACAGCAGAGACAGGAGAGCUCUUCCUUUUAAAAGAAUGCUGGUAAAUGUGGAGGGGUAGAUAUAAAAUAAUAACUAUAAAAUGGGGAAAUAGGACAUCACAUUGACCAAUUAAAAUGAAAAUCAACAGUGUACACGGACAGUGUGUUUCUAGGGGGCAUAAGGUACUUACAUUGGGCUUUGGCCAGGAUACAUAAUCCAAAUCUAACCAUGAAGGAACAUCACUCAAAUGUAAAAUAAGGACACUCUGUGUUUUAAAAAAUUGGCCUGUACUCUUCAAACUGUCAAGGUCAUUAAACAAGCUGAGGAACUGUUCAAGAUUAAAGGAGACUAGAAACAUGACAACUGAAUGCAAUGAUCCUGUACUAACUAUAAGGAAAUAAAAAAAACCGCAUAAUCAAAGAUAGGAGGACAAUCAACAAAAGUGAAAUAUGGAUGGUAAAUUAAAGUAUAUCAUUGUUACAUUUGAGUUUGAUAAUUUUACUGUGGUAAUAAGAAUAUCCUUGUACUUGGGAUAUAUGGAGUACCGAGGAGGAAGGGAUCAAACUCCCAAACGAUUCAGAAAAUAUAUAUAAAUAUAUGGAAAAAGACAAAACGUCAAAAUGUCAAGAGUUAUUUUGUGGGUGAAGUUUAUACAGGAGCUUUCUGUAUUACUUAUAACUUUCCCAAUUAAAAUUAUUCUAAAAUAAAAACUUUAACUCUACAGAGCCAGACAGCCAGGUUUUAAAUCCUCCCCUACUCACAAUGAGUGUGGACAAGUUCCUAAACCUCUGUAUCUAGAUCCCCUCAAGGUUGUUAAGAGCUUAGAACAGUACCCAGCCAUGAUAAAGUGUUAACUUCAAAUAGAUUCUAAUUUUAAAUUGAUCAGAAAACAUGUGAAAAAUUAUUCUAAAAUUAAGAACAUUUUUUUUCUUUUCCAUGAAGCCAGGCAUAAAGCCAGGAUGAUAAUUGUUAAAAGCUAACAAAAUGUCCUUGAUUCCCAUACCUGUUGAAAUUAUAAACCCAACUUCUCUUGAGUUUACUGUUUAGCCAUGUUUAUAAACCCUCCUAAGGUCAUCAAUAACGGGUACCCAAGCGACUUAGAAGAAAAGUUACCACUUCGAGUUUUGUGUAUUCACCUGAAUAGUCAGGGAACUUUCACCUAUUUUAUUUAGGUUUUCAUUUAUUCAAAUUCCAACCAGAAGCUAAAUACAAUUGGAAACUGGUAAGCACUAAGUUUUACUCCAAAGGAGUAGGAUCAUUCAGAUUUACUCCAAUAAAAGUAUGCAACCCUUAAGCAAAGCUUUUCUUCAUUUAAAAGAAAAAUAAAACCAAAAACCAAAAAAAUCUAUACAGUAGUCUUUCCUUAUGUUCAUUGCACAAAAUGAGUUCUCCUUUUAGAACUUUGACACUCAAUGGUGUUUUUGUAUGUUUUCACAAUUUAAGAUCCAACUUUAGUAACUUUUCUACUUCAAAAAACCCUAAGUUUUCCUUUAGGGUGGUGUAAAAACCAGUAUUUCUGCACAAUUCACUGGAAUUUUUUCCUUUAUAAUAAAAAUCUUUUUAAAAACAAAAAACAAAACAAAAACCAAAAGGAAAGUCCUCUACCUAUUACGGUUUCUGCAGCUAUGAAUGUAUCUCUCAGUUUUAUAGCUGCUUAGCUACUUCAGACUCCAGAUCUGCUUUAAUGUGUAUAACUGAAUCCACACUGAGCAGAAUGCUCUUUCAUAACAGCAACUUGGGGAGAGAUCUGGAAAUAAAAUACAUAUAUUUAUGAGUACCAGGAAACAAACAUGGCCCAGUAAUAUAUGAGGCAAGAAUGCCUACAAUGAGAUGCUUUUUUCAUUUAAUAUUUCUUUCCCAUGGUUGUAUUUUCUUUUUUUUUUCUUUUUUUUUUUUUAAACAACCACUUCUGGUCAUUAGAAUGAAUCUGACAGUGCUCUGGAACAAUGUGAUUAUAACAAAGCUUUAAGUUUUUAAAAUGUUAUUUAUACCUGUUACAUUCACUUCUCACCCUCCAAAUACUGAUGACAGAUGUCAAAGAGGCAAAAACCAGCACAAAUGGAAAGACUAUCAAAAAUGAGUAUCACCUUGUGCUUUCAGAUACAUUUAAGCAUUUCAGUGUACAAUAGUCCUUUCAUUUCACAUUUUUAGUAAGAUGCUGAUGCAGUGCAGCAAAUAUGCAAAGCAUCUUCUUUCACACAGUCUGUGCAGAAGACAUCUAAUUUAAGUUCUGAGAUACAAAUGAUAAAAAAAAAAUCCAGGAUGAACAAGUUUCAAAAUGCAUAGUGUUCUGUGCAUGAGUCCAUUUUCUUUAAACUCUGAAAGAAUAAAGUGGUAAGAAAAAAAGAAAAAAAA